AGAAGCGGGCCAUGCUGGCAGCGAGAGAAGCAGCUGCCCUCUACCAGACCGACUUCGUGCGGAACGCCAGGGCGGUGGGUGCCCUCUGGGCCGGCUGCACCCUCUGCUUCGGCAUCCUGGAGGUCGUGGUGCUGAUCCAGCCGGCGUGGGUGCAGACCGGGCCGCUCACCUACCAGCUGCCCCCCUCGGGGGUCCUCUCCGACCCCAGCGUCAGCGCCGUGGGGUCCUUCGGCCUCUACCAGGUCUGCGUGGAGCGGGACGGCACCCUGAAGUGCGAGGGAUCCCUGGUCACCCUGACACCCAUCCCGUCCUUCAAGGCGGCUUCCGUCUUCGUCCUGAUGGCCUUGGUUCUGGUGUUGGGCAGCGUGGCUUCCCUGGGUCUCUUCUGGGCCUGCAGCCCAGGGACCGUCUACAAGGUCUGUGCCUGGCAACAACUCUCUGCAGCUACGUGCCAGGCCCUGGGCUGCCUGGUUUUCCCCGACGGCUGGGGGGCCCCCGAGGUGAGGGGUCUUUGCGGGCCGCAGGCCAGGAGCUACGCCCUUGGCACCUGCACCAUCCACUGGGCCUUCACCCUCGCCCUGCUGGGCAUCGCUGACGCUCUGGUGCUGGCGACGCUCGCUUUCGUGCUGGGGAACCGGCAGGACGCUUUGCUGCCGGCAGGCUAUGCGCCACCCCCGGGAGGGGGGAGAGGUGUCUCCUUGGCCUUGACGCCAGACUGA
This is a messenger RNA of Euleptes europaea (tarantolino), 719 nucleotides long. RefSeq names its product LHFPL tetraspan subfamily member 5 protein-like. Gene Ontology annotation, biological process: sensory perception of sound. Gene Ontology annotation, cellular component: plasma membrane. The record is from RefSeq and is a predicted model, not a curated record. The coding region runs from base 12 to 719 and encodes 235 amino acids. The transcript has 3 exons. NCBI's taxonomy places the organism in Eukaryota, Metazoa, Chordata, Lepidosauria, Squamata, Sphaerodactylidae.